This is a messenger RNA of Carassius auratus (goldfish), 2569 nucleotides long. RefSeq names its product transmembrane protein 229b. The record is from RefSeq and is a predicted model, not a curated record. The transcript has 2 exons. Bases 785 to 1342 code for a protein of 185 amino acids. Lineage: Eukaryota; Metazoa; Chordata; Actinopteri; Cypriniformes; Cyprinidae.
UGUAACUUACUGUACAUUGGGCUCCUAUCAAACUAUUGGUAAUGCCUCUAUGACUGAGCACUUGUGUCUUCCAUUGUGGCACAAGAGCUGUCUCAUCUCAAAGCAUAGAUUAAUAAUUUAUAAUGGUCUUUCCAUUAGAGUGCAGGAUAUUAGCCUUUAGCAGUGUGUGCUGCACUCUCAUGGAGCUUCCAAGUAUAAAAUGCAAAAAUUGUUUUUCAAAUUAAGUGUUUUUUUUAAUCUCUUUUUUUAGUUUUUGAUUAAUAAUAGACAAAACAAUGUCUAUUAACAGUAUUGUUUAAAUGAUACAAUAACAAUAUAGUAAAAACAAUAAUGCAAUCAUAUUAAUGUAAAAAAAAAAAUUCUUAAGAAAUUCUGAAAAAAAAAAUGCAUCAUACUAUUUACAAAAAUCGUAAUGAACAAGAAAUCAGAAAUGUUAUUUUAGCACAUAUGAUAGAACAUCGUGUCCUAUAGACUUCUGUUGUAUUACUGGAAACAUAAAUAUUGUUUGACUUUAGGGGCACGUUAAAAUGAAUAGCUGUGGUCAUGGACAGCAUUUCAUUAACUUGUUUUGCACUUUUAACAUUCCUUUAUAACAAAGCUAAUACUCAACUAAAUUUAACAGGACUCUCUUUCUUUCUUUUCUUCCCCAUUUUUUUCAGUUUAGUACAUGAGUACCACAUUAGCAUUGGCAGCAACGCUGAGAAGAACUGCUCUCUUUGGACCCUGACAGUGUGGAGUGUGGACAGUGAGACUGUCAGACAGCAGUAAAAGGAAGAUAGUCAUCAUGGCAACCACAGUGACCCCUGAGCCCCUUACGGCCCUCUCUCGAUGGUACUUGUACGCCAUCCACGGUUACUUCUGUGAAGUCAUGUUCACAGCAGCCUGGGAGUUUGUGGUGAACUGCAACUGGAAGUUUCCUGGCGUGACCAGCGUGUGGGCGCUCUUCAUCUACGGAACCUGCAUCCUGAUCGUAGAGCGCAUGUACAUUUGUCUGCGGGACCGCUGCAAUGUGCUGCUCCGCUGCAUCAUUUACACACUGUGGACAUACCUGUGGGAGUUUGGCACGGGUUUGCUGCUACAGCAGUUCAACGCCUGUCCAUGGGAUUACUCAGAGUUUAAAUAUAACUUCAUGGGCCUGAUUACAGCAGAGUACGCUGUGCCAUGGUUCUGCGCUUCCUUUAUUGUAGAGCGCCUGGUGAUACGCAACACGCUUAGGUUGCGCUUCGACGAGGCUGCUGAUCCCAGCCAAGCUGAAGAUCGGUCGGAAACAGGCGGAGGGCAACGAGGACGAGAUGCCAGAGCAGGGGCCACCAGCACAAACGGUUAUGUGAAGGUGGACUGAAGAUGUUGUCAACACGUUUUCAAAGCUCCCAUCACCCAUGACUCUAUCCGCACAUCUCUCAGUCUCUCUCCCAGCUGCUUCCAGGGAAAGAGUCGCUUGGACUGUUGCACAAGUGUGAAGAACUUUAUGAUUUAUCAUCCAGUCGGUGUUAUUUACUCAUGUGGAGGGACGUUCAUUUCUCACCUCAGUGCUCAACGUUUACUGCCCUCAUUUUGGGUGAGUAGCUGUUAGGUUCAAAGUUUGUUAGUAGGAGUGAUGCCUGAUGGUAUAAUGAGAAUUAACUCUCCAUCUCUACCACAAUACUGUUCCUCCCAAACCAGUCCAUCCACUCCGACACUCUGGGAGGGGACAAACAAAAUAACUAGUGAUCCCUCAUCCAAUAUAUACAGGAACACAAACACAUCACUUGUAGAGAGAUGAAAAGAUAUAUAUCACAUGCUUUUAAAAAAGCAAGUCCUUUUAGAUUAUAAACAGUGUCCAUAUAUAUAUAUAUAUAUAUAUAUAUAGUAGCAAAGCAAAUAACUGUUAGGAUGUCUUACCUUUCGAAUGUUAGUUUUUGUUAUUUAUUAAUAUCUAAAAUGUAGUUAUGGAUUGUCAUGAUAAUCUACAAAAAAUGUAUUGUAUAUAUAUAUACUGUAUAACCUAAGGUAAUGCCUUUUACUUGAAUUUGGUGUUUUUUUUUAAUUCAUCAAAAAAUAACAGUGCUUGAACAUGCAUGAAAGUUGUCUUCCAGAAGAUCUUGUCAUAUUCAGACUGAUCUUAGAUGCUGUGUACAAUUUAUUUCCUCAUUUUUAUUUCUUUGUUCAUUUUUCUCAUGGAGAUGAAGACCCAAAGGAGGACUGUAUUGUCUUUAAAUAUAUAGAGUCCUGGUGCUCAGUACUGAAACCGUAAAAACAUCACCGUUUCCUGUGUUUUCACUGGAGAGAAUGAGUUAUUGCUGUAUAUGUGUUGAUGAACUGGUGCUAGAUUCUCAUUGAAUUGCUUCAAGGGAUCUGACGAUAGUCACAAUAAAGGCAUCUUGUAUGUAGGUUCACUGACCUCAGGUACGUCACUGUUAAUGAUUUAAUCUCCGUCUCUAGUGAAGCAACGGAUGAAGAUUAACAGAAAUAUUGGGGCAAAUUAUUUAAAAUGCCAACAUUACCUUGGUAUUACCCGCAUGGCUACAAUUUCAGGUUAUUGAUUUGCCAGAAUUGUUUGUUGUAUUGGUUAUGUUGUUCCUGACCAAAA